AUGUCCGACAUUCAGAUCGAUGCUGUUACGUUUGAGAGAAGGCUUGCACGGUUGUUUGAUCACUACGAUAAACACAAGGAUACUCUCUAUGAGAAUUGUUCCGUAUUGCAAAUUUUUAUGGGCGGAGUCAAUGAAGAUGAGAAGAGCGAAUAUGUUUUACAUAAAUUAUUAUUGUUGUGGUUGAUUGGAUAUGAAUUCACCGAAACGAUUGUAUCCUUUGAACCAAAGACAAGAACCGUACACUUUUUCACAAGCCCAAAGAAAGUUAAAAUUUUGCAAGGACUUCCAAAUCCAUCAGAUAAGAUUAAAAUUAUGGAAAAAGACAAGAAGCGAACAAGCUCAGACUUUUUUGCUUCUCUUUCGCUAGGUGCACACACUUUGAUUGGUGUGAUUGAAGGAGAAAAGCAUACAGGCGCAUUAUCCAAAGAUUAUGCUGAUACAUUGAAGAAACACAAAACAGUAGACAUCAAAGUUGCUUUCUUAGAUUUACUUGCUAGCAAAGAAGCAGAAGAAGUCCAAAUCGUCAAGUCAUCAUGCCAAUAUACUUCUAAACUUUUUAAGAAAAUUGUCACAGAUAUGGAAGGUAUUAUUGAUGAAGGAAAAGAAAUUACACAUAUUGACUUUGCUAAGAAGAUCGAAGGUGUAGUAACCAAAGCUGCUGGAGACAUGGACUUAUCUUUGGCUUUCAAUCCAAUUAUUCAAUCAGGUGGUGGAUAUAACCUCAAGCUUGACUUUAAUGAUGGGACUGUGAAAUCUGAUGACCAUAUUCUCAAGUUUGACAAUAUUAUUUUAAUGUUUGGAUUGCGAUACAAAUCAUAUUGCUCUUUCGUUGCAAGAACGUAUUUCAUUGAUGCAAGUAGAGAAAAAGAAUUGGACUAUGAAAUUUUAUACUCUAUUUAUGAUUUCCUCGUCAAGAAGAAGAUUAGAGUUGGCGCAACUUUGGACAGUAUUUACAUUUCUGCUAGAGAAUUUUUGAGAAAGAAGAAACCUGAAUUGGUUCCUUACUUCUCCUCAAAAGUUGGUUUUGGUAUUGGAUUGCAACCUUGCUCUUCUACAUUGGAAAUAGCUGAAGGUAAUAACACAGAGAUUACAAAUAACAUGACUUUUGUCCUUCAACUAGGUUUAGAAAAUGUGCCAGAACCUAACCAUCCUCCCUACACCAUGUACAUUGCUGAUACUAUCGUUGUUUCCACCGAUGAUUAUGUCAAUGAAAAGAAUGCUGUCAAGGACGUUGAAUUUCAUGAAGAGUGCCAAAUCCUUACACGUGUUAAAAUUGAAUAUAGUCAAGUCUCAUAUUCUAUUCAAGAUGAAGAUGAAGUUGAAGAAGUGGAACCAGAAGAUAUUGACGAAAAGUUUGGACAACGUCAAAAACGUGGUGCUGCUAUUGCCAGCGGUUUAGUAAGAGGCAGCAAUGAAGCCACUGACUCCUCAGUAGUGACUGAAGAAGAGAGAAGAAAGAGACAAUUGGCAUUACUUCAAAAGAAGAGAGACGAAUAUGCUGGUAAUGAAGGUUCAUCAAGUAUGAGUGCCCGAAAAAAGAAACAAUCCAUUGAUGAAAAGUUUGCCAAUGGAGAUCUUUACAGCUACAAGGGUGUUGUACCAAAGAAUAUUGCUUUACCUAACAAUCAAAUCGUAGUGGACAAGAGAAAUCACACAGUCUUGUUACCAAUUAAUGGUUCUCACGUUCCAUUCCAUAUUGCCUCUAUUAAGAAUGUCAGCAAGACCGAUGAAGGAGAAUAUGUUCAUCUCAGAAUUAACUUUAACAACACCAAACAAAACUUUGGAAAAGUCUAUGAACCAGCCAAAAAGUUUAAAGAUCACGUAUUCAUCAAAGAAGUUUCCUAUCGUGCCAAGGACUCGAAGAGAUUGGAGAGCGCCAUGAGAGAAAUUUUAGAAUUAAGAAAACAAAUUGGGCAAGAAGAACGAGAUCGAGAAUUCAAUGAAAAGAAUAAGGAAGUUGAACAACCCAAACUAAAAUUAGUGAGUAAGGGACAAAAAGCUCCAAGACUUGCUGAUAUUUUCAUGAGACCACCAGGUAAAAAGCAAGUGGGUGUGAUUGAAGCUCAUGAAAAUGGUUUGAGAUUCUCAAGCAAUAAGGGUGCCAAGAUUGAUAUCAUGUAUUCCAAUAUCAAGCAUGCCUUCUUCCAAGAAGCAAAGAAUGAUAUUAUUGUUCUCAUUCACUUCCAUCUCAAGCAUCCUGUCAUGAUUGGUAAAAAGUCAUAUCAAGAUGUUCAAUUUUUCACAGAAGUUAUUGAAGAGUUUGAUCAUUUAGUUGGUAGACACAGACGACAAGCUGUCUCGGAAAGAGAGGCCAUUGAAGAGGAAGAAAGGGAACGUUUGUUGAAGAUCAAAUUGAAUAAGGAGUUUGCAAGUUUUGUUAAAAAAGUUGAAGAAAAAUCAGGACUUGAAUUUGAAAUUCCAUUCCGUAAUUUGGAAUUCUCAGGUGUGCCUUCUACUGGUCGAUCUAAUGUGAACCUUGUACCAACUGUGAAUUGCUUGGUCUCACUCUCAGAAAGUCCAUUCUUUGUGUUGACAAUGGAUGAAGUUGAAAUUGCUCACUUUGAAAGAAUCAAAUUUGGUUUAAAGAACUUUGAUCUUGUAUUUAUUAUGAAAGAUCUCACGACCUAUUACACCAUUACAUCAAUACCAAUUGAGAGAUUGGAAUCUAUCAAGGAUUGGCUCACUGACAGCAAUGUUCUCUACUUUGAAGGUGCUCAAUCGUUGAAAUGGGGUCCCAUCCUUAAAACGAUUCGUGAGGAACCCAAUUGGGAUCCAUACGGUGAAGCUGGUUGGAAUUCAUUCUUGAUGAUGAGUGGAGAAGAAGCUGACACAGAUGACGAGGAGGGUGAACAUGAAGAUGAAUAUGAACCCUCAUCUGGAGAAGAAGAACAAGAAGAUGAUGAAGAAGAUGAAGAAAUGUAUAUUGACUCUGACGAUGAUGAAGAUGAAGACUUUAGUGCUGAAGAAGAGGAAGAUGCUCCAACAUGGGAAGAAUUAGAAAAUGAAGCCAUGGAAGAAGACGCUCAAAAACGAGCACGAGAUGCUGAGAUUAGUGACGAUGAACAAGAGUAUCAUAAACCAAAGAAAAAUAAGAAGAAGAAAUAA
This is a messenger RNA of Naegleria lovaniensis, 3105 nucleotides long. RefSeq lists its product as uncharacterized. The record is from RefSeq and is a predicted model, not a curated record. The coding region runs from base 1 to 3105 and encodes 1034 amino acids. Lineage: Eukaryota; Heterolobosea; Eutetramitea; Acrasida; Naegleriidae. Gene Ontology annotation, cellular component: FACT complex. Gene Ontology annotation, molecular function: nucleosome binding. The transcript has 2 exons. Gene Ontology annotation, biological process: positive regulation of transcription elongation by RNA polymerase II; transcription elongation by RNA polymerase II.